AAUAUGAAUUUGUUGUGCUUCUUGUCCAUGGCAUUACAUGGUUAUUUGUAAGUUCAUUCAUUAGCCUAUGCAAGCAACAAACUUUCCUUAUAGUGAAGAUUUAUUCAAUCAUUGCAUUCUUGUUAGCAAUGUUUCUUUGCAUAACAUCUAUGUGGAAAUUUGACAAUGUAAUAGAUAGUACUAAAGUGAUUUUAAAUGCACUAUCUUUUCUUGGAGCAAUGCUUUUGCUCUGCACUGGAUUUAUUAAGGAAAGUGAAUAUGAUGAGACAUUUUAUAAGCCUUUACAAGAAUUUGAAGAUGGAAUUAUUACUCCAUUUGCAAAUGCUGGAUUUCUUGGAAAAUUGUCAUUUAGGUGGUUGAAUCCAUUAAUGAAGAAAGGUAAAAGUAAGAUUCUAGAGGACGAAGACGUUCCUCAUCUAAGAUCAGCCAAUGGAGCAGGAACAUGUUUUGACUUGUUCAAUGAGAAAAUGGAUAUACUAAAAAGAAAAGAACCUUUAGGAAAACCUUCUAUAUUAAUGGCAAUACUCCUCUGCCACAAAAGAUCCAUCCUGAUAUCGGGGGUGUUUGCUCUAAUUAAGAUCUUAAUGCUGACAACAGGACCGUUGUUUCUUCAUACCUUCAUCGAGGUUGCUGAGGGAAGAGAAUCCUUUAAGUAUGAGGGAUUUGCUCUAACAGCUGGCUUUUUCCUUGCGAAAUGCUUGGAAUCUCUAGCGGAGAGGCAAUGGCUCUUCAGAAGUAGACUGAUUGGACUACAAGUAAAAUCUUCAUUGACUGCAGCUAUCUUUCACAAACAACUUCAUGUCUUAAAUGCUGCCAAGAAAACUCAUUCCCCUGGCCAGAUAAUGAACUAUGUCACUGUAGAUGCUCAUAAAAUAGGUGAAUUCCCCUUUUGGUUUCAUCAGAUAUGGACGACAAUUCUUCAGCUCGUCCUAGUGUUAUGUGUAAUGUACUAUUCUAUAGGAGUAGCUGCAUCAGCAGCAUUAGUGAUUAUAAUAUUAACUGUACUAGUUAAUUCCCCAUUAGCCAAGUUGCAGCUUAAAUAUCAGACUAACCUCAUGAUAGCACAAGAUAAAAGGCUAAAUGCCAUCACAGAAGCACUUGCACAUAUGAAGGUUCUCAAGUUAUAUUCUUGGGAAAAGCAUUUCAUGGACGCGAUAAGCAAGUUGAGAUCAGAAGAAACCAAGUGGCUAUCAUCUGUUCAAGCACAAAGAGGAUACUACCUCCUCCUGUUCUGGUCAUCUCCUAUUCUGGUCUCAUCUGCAACUUUUGUAGCUUGCUACUUGUUUGGAGUUCCUCUUAAUGUCAGCAAUGUUUUCACAUUUCUAGCCUCCAUAAAGCUUGUUCAAGCUCCCAUUAGAAGUCUCCCUGAUGUUGUUGGGGCGUUUAUUGAAGCAAAGGUUUCGCUGUCGAGGAUUGUGAAAUUUCUUGAGGAACCUGACAUGCACACAAGGGAUAUGAAGAAGCAAAGGCAAGAUGAUGUGAACAUUUAUAUAAACUGCACUGAUGUUUCUUGGGAGAUGAAUACUUUAAAGCCUACUUUGGAGGACAUAAAUCUCAAUAUUAAAGAUGGUGAAAAAGUGGCUGUAUGUGGUGAAGUUGGCUCAGGGAAAUCUACCCUCUUGUCUCUGAUUCUUGGAGAAGUUCCAUACAUCAAUGGCACAGUUGAUGUUUAUGGAAAGAUAGCGUAUGUUUCUCAGACAGCAUGGAUUCAGACAGGGACCAUACAAGAAAACAUUCUAUUUGGAUCUAAUAUGGAACCACAAAGGUAUCGGCAAGCUAUAGAAAGGAGUUCACUAGUGAAAGACUUGGAGAUGCUUCCAUUUGGUGAUCUUACUGAGAUAGGAGAAAGAGGUAACAAUUUGAGUGGAGGGCAAAAGCAAAGGAUUCAACUAGCUCGUGCCCUCUAUCAGGAUGCAGAUAUUUACCUCUUGGAUGAUCCAUUUAGUGCUGUAGACGCACAUACCUCGACUAAUCUAUUUAAUGAUUAUGUUAUGGGAGCUCUAUCAGGAAAAACUGUGUUGCUGGUAACACACCAAGUUGAAUUUCUUCCAGCAUUUGAUUCUAUUUUGCUACUAUCUAAUGGGAAGAUCAUGAAAUCUGGUGCGUUUGAUAAAUUGCUAUCAAAGAGUAAGGAAUUUCAGGACCUUAGUGAUAAUAAUGUUUCUUCCGAGGAACGUGAUGAUGUAGUUUCUUUAGAAGGAGAUCAAUUAAUCAAAGCAGAAGAACGAGAAGUAGGAGAUGCUGGAUUGAAGCCAUACAAACAAUAUCUAAAGCAUUACAAAGGAUUCUUGUAUUUCUCCUUGGCAGCCAUCGCACACACAAUGUUUGUAGUUGGUCAGUAUAUACAGAGUUACAAGUUGGCUAUUGACCUUCAAGAUUCCAGUGUGUCUUCGGAUUUGAGCAUUGUUGACAUUGGGUUGGCUUUCUUAAUAAACUUUACUGUUGGAUCAAUCAUUAUUCUAUACUCUACCUAUGUCAUCCUGUGUAUUUUCGCUCCAGAGGUCCUUCUGGUUAUCGUGCUUAUGAUUCACGUAACUAUACUAGUUCAGAGAUACUACAAUGCUUCUGCUAAAGAACUGAUGAGAUUAAAUGGAACGACAAAGUCUUUAGUCGCCAAUCAUUUAGCUGAAAGCAUUUCUGGGAUAAUGACUAUUCGAGCUUUUGGACAGGAAGGCCGUUUCUUUUUGAAGAACUUAGAGUUUAUUGAUAAAAAUGCUAGGCCAAUUUUCCAUACUUUUUCAGCAACUGAAUGGUUAAUUCUACGUUUGGAAAUAAUAUGCACGAUUAUCAUGUCGUCAUGGAUGCUUGGCAUGACUUGGCUUCACAGAGGGAGUUCUAUAUCCGGACUUACUGGAAUGGCAUUCUCCUAUGGCUUAUCACUAAAUGCAACUCUUGUUUUGUGUGUUCAAUGGCAAUGCACGAUAUCGAAUUCUAUAAUCUCUAUAGAAAGACUAGAACAAUACAUGAGAAUACCUAGUGAAGAAUCUGAAAUACUGCAAAUAAACAGCCCUUUACCUUGUUGGCCUACGCGUGGCAAAGUGGAAAUUCGCGACUUAAAGGUGAGGUACAGGCCAAAUGCUCCAUUAGUUCUUCAAGGUAUUAGUUGUACAUUUGAAGGGGGACAAAAGAUUGGAGUUGUAGGCAGAACAGGCAGUGGGAAAACAACUCUGAUCAGUGCAUUGUUUCGCUUAGUUGAGCCUACAGAUGGAAAGAUCAUCAUCGAUGAAUGUGAUAUUUCAACGAUUAGGCUUCAUGACCUUAGGUCGCGUAUUGGAAUCAUUCCACAAGAUCCUACACUCUUUACAGGUUCUGUAAGAUACAAUUUAGAUCCCUUAUCAAAAUAUAGUGAUGACCAGAUAUGGGAAGUUCUUGAUAAGUGUCAGCUUAGAGAGGCUGUCCAAGAAAAAGAAGGGGGACUAGAUUCCUCUGUUCUACAAGAUGGAUCAAACUGGAGCAUGGGACAGAGACAAUUGUUCUGUCUGGGACGCGCACUGUUGAAGAGAAGUCGAAUUCUAGUGUUAGAUGAAGCCACUGCAUCCAUUGACAAUGCCACAGAUGCAAUUCUGCAAAAAACAAUCAGGCUAGAAUUUGCAGACUGCACAGUUAUAACAGUUGCUCACAGAAUUCCAACAGUAAUGGACUACACUAAAGUUUUAGCAAUAAGUGAUGGGAAUUUGGUUGAGUUUGAUGAGCCAAAGAAGCUGAUAAACAAAGAGGGUUCAUUAUUUGGAAUGCUUGUUAACGAGUACUGGGCUCGUACACAAAAGUGAAAGCACUA
Molecule: messenger RNA, 3778 nt
Organism: Solanum stenotomum
Lineage: Eukaryota; Viridiplantae; Streptophyta; Magnoliopsida; Solanales; Solanaceae
Product: ABC transporter C family member 10-like
Exons: 12
Coding region: 129-3770 (1213 amino acids)
Biological process (GO): transmembrane transport
Cellular component (GO): vacuolar membrane; plant-type vacuole
Molecular function (GO): ATP binding; ABC-type transporter activity; ATP hydrolysis activity
Source: RefSeq, a predicted model, not a curated record